GUUCAGCCAGAUACGAUACCAUGAUUAUUUGUCCAUGCUCCAUGGGACUGUUGGCCAGAGUCAGCCAGGGUAUUUCCAAUGAUCUGAUGACCCGUGCUGCGGAUGUCAUGCUCAAAGAACGAAGAAAACUGAUCAUAGUACCACGCGAGAUGCCGUACAAUCUGAUUCAUCUCAGAAAUAUGCUUAUGUACAACAAUAUGAGAGAAGUAGUCGCCGAUCUGGAAAAGAAGGGCAUGCUAUUAAGAAUCACAAAAGAAGUGGAUCCUGAUCUGGAGAUAGCUGAAAUCCACCGG
This is a messenger RNA of Darwinula stevensoni, 293 nucleotides long. The record is from the annotation of a GenBank genome assembly. NCBI's taxonomy places the organism in Eukaryota, Metazoa, Arthropoda, Ostracoda, Podocopida, Darwinulidae.